This is a messenger RNA of Epinephelus lanceolatus (giant grouper), 2477 nucleotides long. RefSeq names its product E3 ubiquitin-protein ligase TRIM21-like. The record is from RefSeq and is a predicted model, not a curated record. Gene Ontology annotation, molecular function: protein binding; zinc ion binding. Lineage: Eukaryota; Metazoa; Chordata; Actinopteri; Perciformes; Serranidae.
CUCUGUGUUUCUGUCUUUAGAAAAAUUGGACUAUUCAGAAAGUCUUUCUCAACAACCUGCUAGAAUCUCUGCAAAUACUGUGUGUAGCUAUGUCUACUGCCAGCUGUCUGCUGUUCGAAGAUCAGUUUCGGUGCUCCAUCUGUCUGGAUGUGUUCACUGAUCCUGUCAGCACAUCAUGCGGACACAACUUCUGCAAAAACUGCAUCACUCAACACUGGAAUACUUAUGACCAUUACCAGUGUCCCUUGUGUAAAGAGACUUUUACAAAAAGACCUGAACUGCAUGUCAACACUUUGUUCUCUGAGAUGGUCGCUCAGUUCAGACAGUCAGCUCAACAGAAAGCCAGCAGCAGCAGCUCACAGCAACAAGCUGCCAAACCAGGAGAAGUUCCCUGUGACGUCUGCACUGGAACCAAACUGAAGGCCCUGAAGUCCUGUCUGGUGUGUCUGGUCUCCUACUGUGAGACUCACCUGGAGCCUCAUCUGACAGCUUCUGGCCUGAAAAGACAUCCGCUGAUCAACCCUGUGGAGAACCUGGAAGACAGGAUAUGCAAGAAGCACGAUAAACCUCUGGAGCUGUUCUGUAAGACCGACCAGACAUGUGUCUGUACACUCUGCCCUGUUUCAGACCACAGGAUGCAUGAUGUUGUUCCUCUGAGGGACGAAUACAAAAAAAAGAAGGCUGAGCUGGGGAAGACAGAGGCUGAAAUUCAGCAGAUGAUCCUUAAGAGACAACUGAAGAUUAAGGAGAUCAAACUUUCAGUUUACCUCAGUGAGAAAGAUGCAGACAGAGAGAUAGCAGAAGGUGUUCAGGUCUUCACUGCUUUGAAGGAGUCUGUUGAGAGAGGCCUGAAUGAGCUCAUCAAAACGAUAGAGGAGAAGCAGAGGAGGACACAGAAACAGGCUGAAGGCUUCAUCAAAGAGCUGGAACAGGAAAUCUCUGAGCUGAAGAAGAGAAGCACUGAGGUGAAGCAGCUCUCACACUCUGAAGACCACCUCCAUCUUCUCCAGUGUUUUCAGUCCCUGAAAGCUGCUCGACUCUCCAAGGACUGGACAGGGGUCACCGUCUGUCCACCUUUAUAUGAGGGGACUGUGGUGAGAGCUGUGUCUCAGCUGGAGGAGACACUCAGUGAACAGAUGAAGAGGCUGGUUGCUGAGCCUGAAAUGAAGAGGGUCCAGCAGUAUGCAGUGGAUGUGACUCUUGAUCCUGAAACAGCAAAUCCCUAUCUCAUCCUGUCUGAUGAUGGGAAACAAGUGAAACAUGUUGAUGUGAAGAAACAUCUCUCAGACAGCCCAAAGAGAUUUUCCCGUUAUAUUUGUGUCUUAGGAAAGCAGAGUUUCUCUUCAGGCAGAUCUUACUUUGAGGUUCAGGUUAAAGAAAAGACUGUUUGGGCUUUGGGAGUGGCCAGAGAGUCGGUCAACAGGAAGGGAGACGUCCCACUGACUCCCCAGGAUGGUUACUGGACUGUAUGGUUGAUCAAGGCAAAUGAGUACAUCGCUCUUGCUGGUCCUACAGUCCGUCUCUCUCUGAAGUCUCGUCCUCAGAAGGUGGGGGUGUUUGUGGAUUAUGAGGAGGGUCUGGUCUCCUUUUAUGACGUAGAUGCUGCAGCUCUUAUCUACUCCUUUACUGGCUGCUCCUUCACUGGGAAACUUUUCCCAUACUUUGGCCCCUGUGCUAAUAAUGGUGGUAAAAACUCUGCACCUCUGAUCAUCUUUCCUGUCAAUUAAACUGUCUGAUCAUUUUUUUAAGACCAGCAAGUCAUUGACUAGUGAAGCAUUGGCAACGAUACAUAUUGCUGUACUCACAGAAAGCUCUGUACAUAACUGUCACAAAUUAUCAAUGAUACCUCUUUCUGAGGCUGGUAAUGGAACUGCAGUCAGCAUCUUGUUGCUUGCACUCUGUAGCCGCAGGGUAUCACCUGGGCAUCAGCCAAACAUGACCACAAAGACUGACCAUGACUGACCAUCACCAUGUUGACUGAAUGCUGGGAAAAACAUUACAAUCAUAUUUAGAAUAACAUUACAAUCUGCUAUGUUCUUCUAUUUCAUUUGGACCAUUGGCUCCACGAUACUAUCUUGCCGUUUGCAAAUCAGCUAGUGCGAUGACGCAACCUAGAUGGCUAACCUUAAGAUACCGUUAGCUCUUUGGUCGCCCCAGCAUCGCUCUUGGCUAGUAGAAAGUGCUUCAUACAAUUACAUAAUUUAUUGGUGGGUAAAUCAGUAUCAUCUGUCAUACAAAAGUCAGUAUGUUGAAUCAUGUUAGCUGGGAAAAUAAUUCAGCAAGCUAGCUAACUGACGUAUCCACUCAGAUAGUAUUUUUGUAGCAAUACCAUUAGCAAGUGAGCCAGCAAAGGCAGCAAGCUAGCUGUAGCUAAGCUACACUGUUUUGAUCUGGUAUUGGUUGCUUCAUAAGAUCAGCUGAUAAAGUCUCUUGCAAAUGGCAAGAUAGCUAAUUUACAGCCGGAUCAGUCCUGGAGU